This is a messenger RNA of Chenopodium quinoa (quinoa), 1765 nucleotides long. RefSeq lists its product as uncharacterized. Gene Ontology annotation, biological process: signal transduction. The transcript is spliced from 10 exons. Lineage: Eukaryota; Viridiplantae; Streptophyta; Magnoliopsida; Caryophyllales; Amaranthaceae. The record is from RefSeq and is a predicted model, not a curated record. The coding region runs from base 274 to 1422 and encodes 382 amino acids.
ACGUCGUCGUUUAAUGUCUUACUGCGCUUACUCUUCCAGUUGUUCAAUUUCUUUGAAUACUAAAAUUCAUGAAAAUAAUUGCUUUUUUAGAAAAAAAAUCAAAAUAAAAGUCCAAAUUCAAAAUUCGAAAAUCCUAAGUUUCCACUAAUCACCUUUUCCCCUCCACCAAAUCAACCCUACUUGGUGGCGAUUUACUGGAUUAACCCAUUCUAGCUGCUGGUUCAGCUAAUAACACGUGUGGGUAGUUGUACGUGUCUUUUGGGUUGAAACUCAAUGCCUUCUAUGAUAUCUCCUCAGUGGCAAGACAAGGCUAGUGGGUUUUUUUCUGCCUCAGGGGUUAAACUAAAGGAAGCUGGGAAUCAGGCUGGAUCUUUAGCUAAGGAUGCAAAAGAGAACGUGGUUGAUGCAGCUGAACGAGUUGGUUCUGUCGUUAAGAGUAAAUGGUCACUAUUCCAGCAACCAUCUACUAAGCAAGCUGUGCAGGAGCGGUUUCUUUCAGCUGCUGCUUCAACAAGCUUUUUCUUAAGGAAAGGAAUCUCUGAAACUAAAGACAAAGUUUCUGUAGGAAAGAUAAAAGUUGAGGAGGUGGCUAAGAAAACUGCUCAAAGAAGUAAAUCCUUUAUAUCAGAUAUUGAAAGAUGGCAAAAGGGUGUUGCAAGCAGUGAUGUAUUUGGAAUUGCACUAGAAAUUACAGUGCAGCAGCAGCAGCAACAACAACAGCAAUCCAGUAGGCCCAUUCCCCAGAUUUUGGUCAGAUGUGCAGAUUAUCUUAUAGCGUCAGGGCUUAGUUCACCUUAUUUGUUUAAAUUGGAGGGAGACAAGAAGGCAAUUCAGCAACUUGUUUCAUUAUACAACCAAGAGCCCAAUGCAUUGCCACCAGAUGGCACGAAUUCACUUGACAUUGCAUUCUUAAUUAAAUGUUACCUUGCAAGUCUUCCCGAGCCAGUAACCACUUUUGAGCUCUAUGAUGAGAUCAGAAGUGCUCGUUCGAGUAUCAAUGUUAUUAGGAGUGUGUUAAAGAAGCUUCCUACUGUAAAUUACAUGACUCUGGAGUUUGUUACUGCACUCUUGCUCCGCGUUAGCCAGAAGUCAGUUCUCAACAAGAUGGGUGCUCAAAGUCUUUCUGAGGAAAUGGCACCUCUUAUUAUCUGGCAGAAGGAAAGGAGGCCAGAAUCAUAUAGGCAGUUCUGGCAUCAUGAGACUAAAGCUUUCACUAGAAAGAAAAGCGAUUUGCCCACUGGGCCCCCUACUUACGGCUCAUGGGACAUGCUUGAGGAGAGCGAAGAUGAAGAAGAUGCUUCAUCCCCCAUUCCAUUGGAUGAUGGCUUACCCAUUGACUUUGCUGCAGUUGAGGUCAUUCGGUGCCUCAUAGAGCAUCACAACUCAAUUUUCACUGAUGCCAAUGAGACAGUCUGGAGAUGAUGUUGAUGAAGUUGUGUUUGUGCUUACAGCUUUGUAUAAAGGGCGUCUCUCUCUUGAUUCAUUGAGGGGGUAUCAAGGGGGAUCGAGUUGUAGAUUGGUUAAUUGUACAUAUUUAGUAUUUGUGUGUGGUGAAUGGUGAUCCAUCUCUGUUGUUUUGUGUGUCUUUCCCUUUCCAUGCCCCUUUGCUCAUUCUUCUUAGCCAUUUUUGUGGGUAACACUUGCACAGAUUGAUUUGUCAAUUGUAACAUUGGGAAUUUGGUAUCAGCUUGUAUUUUCAAUUUUAAUUCCAAAACAAUGAUCUUUAAGACUCUUACUCACUGAAAUCAUGAUGACAAUUAGUCAA